GCUGAAAUUCACGAUGAAAUCACUUAGAUUCGAUGCAAUUCGUCAAAUAUCUCACGUACUAAAAUUCGUUCAGCGAGUGAUGGAGACAUAGAUGUAAAUGGAAACGUGUACUCGUAAAUUGUGUUAUCUUUCGUGGCCCAUAAAUUUUUAGUCCGAGAUUGGAGUUUUAUCGUUUUAUAUCAAAUAACAUACUAGUUAAAUUGAAUAAAAAAGGUUUAUUAUAAAAAGUACCAAAGAAAUGGACCGUAGUCACCAUUUACAUGGUAACAUGGCUCGACACGUAGUGUUACUUAAUGCUGCAAGUUUUUUUCCUCUUUCUUUUUGCCUAGCUCCCUGAAUAUUUCAAAUUUUAGUUAUAUAAAAUAUUUUUGCUGACGAGUUUAGUUACUAUAGUUUCUAAAAUGGUCUAGAAAAAGAUGUCAUAUAUAAAUAUAAUAACUCGGUAAUGGCUACGUAUAGAGUCAGCCACGUAACACUAAAUGGAUGUGUUAUGGACCCCUAGUACACUUCCAUUAUACACGAAUCGAUUGUGUGUACAUUUUACGAUUAAACAUAAUAUUUCUUAACCUAUAAUUAUUAAUUUUGUACAUCAAAUUUCUUUUUCUGAAAUAGCUAAUUCCCACUAGCAAAUUGAUUCAAAACAUAGUUGAGUAUAACAUAAUGAUUUGGGGACAGAAAAUAUAAUUAUAAUUGUGUUAAGUGUUUUGGAAACAAGUCAAAAUUAGUUAUUUAUCGUCACUUAUAUUACUAUGACUUUUAGAAAACGAAAAACAUAAAUUAUGUACUGUCUCCUAUUGAGGACUUGCAUUAUUUGAGAGGUUACACUACAAUAUCAUUUUCUACAUGUAUGAUGCGCACAACUAGAAAGACGAAUUCCAAAAACCAAAAUAUUGGGAAACUACUCGAACAAUAUUUCUAACGUCAUCCACCACAUGAUAUUUGUGGUUUUUAGCGGAAUAAAUUCCAACACACCACAUGAUUUGCGAAGCUACAACUUUCUUUCUUAGCCGUGAGAAAUUGAAUAUUCCUUCCUCUUAUUCUGCAUAUUCUUUGUACUUGUUUCGUUACGCACUGCUUCCGUGUAGCCUACGUAUAUAUACACUCAAACUGUUUUGAUGUAACCUGUUUUCUCCACCGAAAAUCAUACUUAAAGUGUAAUUUGGUUUUUGUCUCGUUGAUCUAUACUACAUAUCAGUUCCUACUUAAAAGUAAACUGAUUAAUAGAAAUUCCCAUGAAUAUAUAUAUAAACUCGAAGUCGAUUUUUUAAAAAAGUAUAUCUAGUGAACUCAAGUAUCAAUUUAGAGGUCUGAAUUUGUUCAAUACCUUCCACUAUUCCCAACCUCAAGGAUUUGGUCCAUAAAGCUCAAAUUUUUGGGUACCAAAAUAUUCCAUCAAGGAUCUACAGAUUCGAACCAAACCGGAUUAAACCAGAUUGGUGAGUCUACGGCACGUGAAGGAAACGCGCCACGUUUCAAAAACUGGUUUUGGGGGUAGUUUCGUAAUUUACAGAACCAGGGUUUUAGGAGGGUCAAAAAACCCAGGAAGAAGAAGAUCGACAUGGAAGUAUUGGACUUAGAACACCAAACCAUGGAAACGUUCCUGCGUUGGGCAGCAGAGAUUGGCAUUUCAGAUUCCAUUGAUUCUUCUCGAUAUCGCGAUUCAUGUCUGGGCCAUUCCCUUUCCGUCGCCGACUUCCCUCACGCCGGCGGGAGAGGUUUGGGAGCUGUUCGUGAGCUCAAGAAAGGAGAAUUGGUUUUGAAAGUCCCCAGAAACGCAUUGAUGACUACAGAAUCUAUGAUCGCUAAAGAUCGGAAAUUGAAUGAUGCCGUUAUUCUCCAUGGAUCACUCUCUUCGACUCAGAUUCUGAGUGUAUGCUUAUUGUAUGAAAUGGGCAAGGGGAAGAGGUCCUUUUGGUAUCCAUACUUGGUGCAUUUACCUCGUGACUAUGAUCUCUUGGCCACAUUUGGGGAAUUCGAGAAGCAAGCUUUACAAGUUGAAGAUGCUGUUUGGGCUACAGAAAAAGCCAUAGCCAAGUGUCAGUUUGAGUGGAAGGAAGUUGGUUUAUUGAUGGAGGAGUUAGAGCUUAAGUCAAAGUUUCGGAGUUUUCAAGCAUGGCUCUGGGCUUCUGCAACGAUAUCUUCGCGGACACUGCACGUACCAUGGGAUAGUGCUGGGUGUUUGUGUCCUGUAGGGGACUUGUUCAACUACGAUGCUCCUGGAGAUGAUUUGCAUACCCUAGAAGGUCCUGAGAGUGCUAAUGAUGUAGAGGAAGCAGGACUUGUUGUUGAGACACACUCUGAAAGGCUCACAGAUGGUGGAUUCGAGGAAGAUGUCAAUGCUUAUUGUCUUUAUGCAAGAAGGAAUUAUCAGCUAGGAGAACAGGUUCUUCUAUGUUAUGGGACUUACACGAAUCUAGAGCUUCUCGAGCACUAUGGGUUUAUGUUAGAAGAGAACUCAAAUGACAAGGUCUUCAUUCCUCUAGAAACCAGUCUUUUUUCACUAGCUUCUUCAUGGCCUAAAGAUUCCUUAUACAUUCAUCAAGAUGGUAAGCCGUCUUUUGCGCUUGUAUCGACGUUGAGACUGUGGCUGAUCCCACAGAGCCAGCGUGACAAGUCAGUUAUGCGCCUUGUUUACGCUGGAACUCAGAUAUCUGUGAAGAAUGAGAUUCUAGUCAUGAAGUGGAUAUCAGAGAAAUGUGGAAGUGUAAGGGAUCUGCCAACUUCUGUCCUAGAAGACACUCUGCUUCUUCAUAACAUUGACAAACUCCAAGAUCCAGAAUUGCGUUUGGAGCAGAAAGAAACAGAAGCUUUUGGCAGUGAAGUAUGCGCUUUUCUCGAUGCAAAUCGUUUGAGGGAUGUCACUGGAUUUUCUGGGAAACCUGUAGAAUUUUCCAGGAAAACUAGCAGGAUGCUGAGCAAAUGGAGGUUGUCUGUGCUGUGGAGGCUAAGCUACAAGAGAACUCUUGCAGAUUGCAUCUCUUAUUGUAGUGAGAAAAUGAAUAAUCUCUCAUGUACCCAAGAUAGGCUUAGAGAUUUGUAACGUGAAUCGAAAUCUAUCAAUGCUCAAAAGAGGAUUUCUGAUCA
Molecule: messenger RNA, 3084 nt
Organism: Arabidopsis lyrata subsp. lyrata
Lineage: Eukaryota; Viridiplantae; Streptophyta; Magnoliopsida; Brassicales; Brassicaceae
Product: protein SET DOMAIN GROUP 40
Exons: 6
Coding region: 1559-3040 (493 amino acids)
Biological process (GO): peptidyl-lysine monomethylation
Molecular function (GO): protein-lysine N-methyltransferase activity; protein binding
Source: RefSeq, a predicted model, not a curated record